Bactrocera oleae (olive fruit fly) is the source of this 2075-nucleotide messenger RNA. RefSeq names its product D-beta-hydroxybutyrate dehydrogenase, mitochondrial. NCBI's taxonomy places the organism in Eukaryota, Metazoa, Arthropoda, Insecta, Diptera, Tephritidae. The record is from RefSeq and is a predicted model, not a curated record. Gene Ontology annotation, biological process: steroid metabolic process. Gene Ontology annotation, molecular function: oxidoreductase activity. Gene Ontology annotation, cellular component: intracellular membrane-bounded organelle.
GCCCAAUUGAGCGCUGUUUGUUAUUCGUUGGCUUGGCGGCUCAGCGUCUUCUGUUCGGCGUGUGUGCGCUCAGCACUACAGUCUUCGUUACGGCAAGCGUUCGCGCAGUCUUCGAUUUGCACGCGACUAAUAAACAACGUUCGUCUUUAGCGCGUAGCUACUACGAGUUUCUUGAAAUAUACGCAGUGUCGCAGCGCGUUUAUUAUACGCAAGUCUACACAAUCCGGUAUAUCGUUGGUACUUUGCAUUGCGCGCCACUUAAAGUUCGAGUUUGCUGCUGCAGUCAAAUGUAAAUAAAACUUGAAUUGUUCAGUUGUGCUGCCCGCGCAUAUAAAAUAAAGUAAAGAAAAACCUUUGAAAGGGUAAAAAGCAAAAAAUAAAGCAACAUCAGCAAAGUGGUAGUGGAAGUGGUUUAAGUGCGCGUUUCGAAACAUUUUUACGUCAAAGCUUUGAAUUUGGAUUUGGAUACGUCGACAUAUCUACAGCAACAGCAAAAGGUUAUAGAAAAGCAAUGACAUAAUGGAACCGAUGACCGCCUUGGUUUUGGCCUUCCAGCUGUUGGCACUAUUCUCUAUCGCCGGCGCGCUGCUGAUCUACCUGAUAUGUAAAGUGCGCGACGACACUGCCGAGGUGGCCGAGUCCCAACCGGGCACAGUGCUCGUGACCAGCGCUGACACCGCGCUUGGCCUGCAGCUUUGCACACAUCUGGCCAAUAAGGGUUGUCGCGUGUUCGCCGGCAUGCGCGAUGCACAAGACUCUCUGCCCGCCAAGCUGCUCAACGGUUGGCUAAAAAUGCGCGAGUAUAACGAGGAGCCAGUGCGCGGCGUUAUCAUACCCAUGCAGUUGGAUGUGACGCGCGAAGAUGUGCUGCGCGAAACCACAAGCGCAAUGGGCGCGCACAUGAACGCAGGCGAACGCGGCAUAGCGGCGGUGAUUAAUACAAGCGGCAGUCUCUUUCGCGGACGCGUCGAGGUGCAGGAGGCGCAGCAAUGGGAACAUAUGCUGAAAACGAAUAUAAUCGGCUCGUUGCGCGUGGCCAAAGCGUUUGUGGGCUUCUUGCGUCCGACUAGAGGGCGUUUGAUCUAUUUGGGCGCUGGCGCUGGGCAGGGUAGCGGUGACGGUUUGGUGGCAUUCAAUGCAUCGCGCGCCGCUGUGGAGAAGUGUGUGGACGAGCUGCGCAAAGAGCUGCAGCCGUAUGGUGUGAGAGUGGUGGCGCUGGACACAACCGGUUUAACAGCAGAGGCGCUGUACAAGGCGCCGGUGCCGCACAGCAGCACGGAGAGUGAGGGCGCACCGACGCAGUACACAGCGGAUGUGCUGAGCGCGAACGCCUUGCAGGUGAUCGAGCGCGCUUUGUGGGAUGUGGUGCCGCUGGAGCGCUACCAACUGGUGCAAAAUAGUAAACUGAAUUUCAUGUUGCCAUGUCGUUCAUCCUUACGUAUGACGAAAUUGGGUGGUGGAGUCAGCAGCGGCGUGCAGCGGGUUUGAGGAAUCAGACACAGAAUAAACAACCGUUGACAUGUGUGCUGGUAGUGCGAAGCCGUGUUGUACGAGCAAGCAAAUGGUUAAAGGAAGCUUGAAGGAAAGAUAUGCUUGCGCGUAUUGGAUAACAAAAUUUGGGGACACUCCAAAAAUUUGUUUUGAACAAAUAUACAAUUUUAAAUAAUUUUUCGAUUUAAGAAAAUGCAAAGUUUACAUGGAAACUGCGGUAAAAUUUUUGACAAAAUAUAUUGCACAAAAUUUUACAUUAUAUUUGAGAUUUGAAUGAAAAACCAAUUAACAGCUAGUUAUUACCAAAUUAGUAAGAGCAAUUUGAGGUUAUGUUGGUGGUAUGUGCGAAAUUUGCAAAACGAUUUUCACUAGGUCUACCAUAGCACUUCCCAUGUAAACUGUCGUUUUAUAUUUUUAUUAAUAUAUACAUAUACAUACAUAUAUAUAGUUAUACAUACGUAUGUAAAAUGCAACUUUGCUUUUGUAAAUAAUGAAAUUUAUAAUUAUAUAUUUUGCUGCAUAUUUUAUUUGAUUAUUAUUUGUUACUAAAAAAUAAAAUCGGCUGCCAAAAUUACUAACUUUUA